This is a messenger RNA of Bacillus rossius redtenbacheri, 1434 nucleotides long. It is a transcript of the gene Cnep1r2, whose product is annotated as nuclear envelope phosphatase-regulatory subunit 1. Lineage: Eukaryota; Metazoa; Arthropoda; Insecta; Phasmatodea; Bacillidae. The record is from RefSeq and is a predicted model, not a curated record. The transcript is spliced from 4 exons. Gene Ontology annotation, cellular component: Nem1-Spo7 phosphatase complex; cytoplasm. The coding region runs from base 93 to 473 and encodes 126 amino acids.
GUCUGUGAAAAGAAGGAUUCACAAUCGUGGGUGUAAAAUUUAUACACUGCUUGAGGUUAACCAUAUAAAAAAGUUCUGUUUAUCUUGGAAUCAUGUCUCUUGAACAAACUGCCUGUGAAGACCUGAAGGCAUUUGAGCGCCGCCUCACGGAGGUUAUAGCCUGCCUGCAGCCGUCCACCAAUCGCUGGAGGAUCGUGCUGGCAGUGAUCUCGGUGUGCACGGCGGUGGGGGCAUGGCACUGGAUCACGGACCCGCACACCUCAGCCGUGCCCUUCACGCAGUCGUUGUGGAAUCACCCUUUCUUCGCCCUCGCCAGCCUCAUCCUGGUGGUGCUCUUCACGCUCGGUAUCCACAAGAGAGUCAUAGCACCAUCCAUCAUUGCGACGCGUGCUCGUGCCGUGCUCAGCGAUUUCAACAUGUCAUGUGACGACACGGGCAAGCUGAUCCUCAAGCCACGCCCCACUGCCUCCUAGCAUCCGGGGGCGGCCACGAGUGCCUGAAACAUGCCGUGUUGAGUGCCGUGUCUGAUUCAGCGUAUCAUUAACUGUAGCUGUGAACAGUGUGUGUGCUUCACCCAAGAUCUAGGAACGGCUGCCUCAGGCGUGAGCCAAGAUUUGGCUGUGGCAGUUUUAAGAUGUGACUUUAUUCCUAGUGUGCCAUGUGGGUAGCAAAACCUUGUAAAUACUUUAACUUUCUUAGAUAUGUUAUAAUUAUUCCUGUGUACUCGUGAAAAAAAAGUUUUUGAAGGAAAACUUUUUGGUGUAUUUACAUGCCCAAAUUUUGUCUCACUUCAUCAGAACUAGAUUUUUUUUAUAGUGGUGUGUCGUAUUUAAAAUGGUUUUGUAAAGUGGAUUGAUUAUUAUUAUUAUAUUAAAAAUCAGGUUAAAUUGUACCAAGAUUUAAAUAAUUUUUUUUUUAAUUCUAUGGUUAGAAUCCUAAAUAGAAACUUAUUUAACAAAAUCUCUUUACUUAGUUUUUAAAACUACUUGUAUGAUUGAUUAGGUACAAGUGUUUCUUGGUGAAGUAGUAAUUGAAGAAGCACUACGUACUGCAUUAUUCUAAUUUCAUAACUUUUACUUAGUAAAGUAAUGAUUAAAUACUCAUACUUGUCACACCCCUCGUGCCUCAAAAUUGAAUUAUUUUGAAUUAAUUAAAAAGAGCCUUGGAAACUUGCGGGAUAAAAAAAAAAUAAGUUAAAUAAAUUGAUUUACCAGAGGCGGCACGAGGUGGGGGACAAACAAAAUUUAGGAACUUCCUGAUACAAGCAACUGGGAAGUUGGUGGAUCGUUAAAAUCAAUAAAUUAAAACUACACGAUUAACUUGAUCUAUAGUUUCCCUGUUUUAUUUGCCCUGAUGAAUUAUCUUGUUUCCAUUACUUUACAUACAAAAGGUUUUAACAAGUUUCAAAGAUUUAAAAAAAAACAAAAGAAAUAC